AUGUCGAAGGGUUCAAAGCCUCAUUUUCCGACGGGAAUCAAGCCGCUCAAGAAUGUCAGUUUUUUCGAAAAAUAGUCUAAUCACAAGGUUUCGUCCCCCAAAGACCUGUGACUGUGAAAAAAAUAAAAGAUCCGAAAUUUUGUAUUUUUUCAAUGAAUAAUCUGAAUUAUUUCCUAUGAAUUGAUCAUUUUUCAGUAUCCCUACUCGACGCCAAGAACAUUUACGAGAAGUACAUCGAUUCGGAAUCGAAAUCCUCGAUCGCCGUCCCGAAAAGGAUCAAAACAUUCGUUGAAGGUAAGUUUUUACGAUAUUUUUUCUACUUUCUUCUUCAAAAUUCCCCGAAAAUCUGAAUUUGCGUAUCAUUUUCUCACUAAAAGUGUCCAAAAAUCAUCAAAACGUGACAUUUUCCAGAGAACAUGGCCCGAAAAACCCUUGUACUUUGACUGUUUCGACCCAGCUCAGGAAUUCGUUCGGCAAUUAUUCGAAUUAAGGUUAUAUUUUUGAAAAUAUUGAUUUCAAUCUAACAAAUCAUUGAUUUUCAGGUACUUUGAAGAGUUCCAAAACUCGAUCUACUACAAAAAGCACGAGUUGGGUGUUCUAUCCGAGGGUUGCAGUAUUUUUGGACGUUUUGAAAGUACAGCCACUUCUUCAGUCGUUUAUUGAGGUUAUAUUUUCACUGGAUUACACUUUAUAAACUCGCAUUCUUGUCUACCUUUUAGAGUUGAAAUUUUUGAAAAAAACUGAAGAUUUUUUUGAGAAUUUAAAUUGAGAAUUUAAAUUGAUAAUAAAGAAUUUACUGUUCUCUAUCAAGUUGAGAACCUAGAAAUCGUGAUUUUUUUCUUUUCUAGACGUUUAAAAAAAUUAACCUAGAGUGUUCCAAAAAUCAAUUUUAUCCGAAAAAUAAAGAAUUUUGGAUGUUUUUUUAAAGUACAGACACUUAUUCAGCCGUCCAUUCUUAUUUAAUUUUCACUUCUAGACGUCAAAAAAUUACCAUGUAAAGCUCAAAAAUACAAGCAAAUCGAGGGUUGUAGCAUUUUGGACGUUUUGAAAGUACAGACACUUAUUUUGGACUAUUUUUCCCGGGACUGUAGCAUUUUGGACGUUUUGAAAGCACAGCCACUUCUUAUUUCGGACGAUUUUAUCGAGUUGUAGUAUUUUGGACGUUUUGAAAAUACAGUCACUUCUUAUUUUGGACAAUUUUUCCAUGACUGAAGAAUUUUGGACGUUUUGAAAGUAUAGCCACUUCUUUUUUUGGAAAUUUUUUCGGGAUUGAGGCAUUUUGGACGUUUUGAAAAUACAGCCACUUCUUUUUUUUGGACGUUUUGAAAAUACAGCCGUUCAUUCUUACUUUAUUUUUCACUUCUAGACCUAUGGAAAUCACCCUAAGAGCCGAAAAUACUGGUUUACUUAGGACUUUAGUAUUUUGGACGUUUUGAAAGUACAGCCACUUCUUUUUUUUGGACGUUUUGAAAGUACAGCCACUUCUUUUUUUUGGACGUUUUGAAAGUACAGCCACUUCUACAGCCGUUCAUUAUUCUUUCAUUUUUCACUUUCUAGACGUCAAAAAUUACCUUAAAAAGCUCAAAAAUACAAUAAAAUUUAUCUUUCUUAUUUCUUCCAUUCAAAAAAACCGAUUUCAGUUCGUGAAAGAGAAGGAAGACCAGGACAUGGUACAGUUCCUGGUCGCCUGUGACACCUACGAAUCGAAUGUCGAGACCUUGGAAGAUAACGAAGCGUUGGACGAUGCGAUGGCUCUUUACGAAAAGUUUGAUUUUUUGAAAAAAGUGAUAUUUCUGUAG
Caenorhabditis auriculariae is the source of this 1799-nucleotide messenger RNA. Lineage: Eukaryota; Metazoa; Nematoda; Chromadorea; Rhabditida; Rhabditidae. The record is from the annotation of a GenBank genome assembly.